AUGGACCACCUGGACAACUCCACCCAGUCUUCCACGCACUCCCCUUUUAGUGCACAGGCGGCGCAAAGUGGCGGAAACGCGUACUUGUACAUUUUAAUCGUCAUCUCUUUCUACGGAGUCUUUCUCUGCGGUAUCAUGCUGGGUUACUUCCACUCCAAAAGGAAGGAGAAGAGGAGGACCAACAUUUUCACGCGCCUCGUGCACGAGGAGGAGCAGCGGGAGUGGGGCGCGCUUCCCAAGAAGCACAGCCUCUCUUUUGGGGCGGAGGCCGCCGCGGGAGCGCGCUCGUUCAACCUGGCUUUGCCGUUCUGCGCUAACCACGGAAACCCCUUUGGACAUCUUCGCCACGAGGGGGUGCUGCCCUCUCCGCUCGCGUGCGCGCUCUGCACGGAACAAAGCAGCGUCAGCUCCCUAUGCUCCUCAGCGGACACGCGCUUGGCCAUCGAGGAGGAGGAAUCGGACAGCGGCACUGGGGAAGGUCCGGAUGAAACCCCCAAGGGGCCAGUGGAAAACGUUGGGGAAGACUCGGGCUGA
Molecule: messenger RNA, 534 nt
Organism: Nerophis lumbriciformis (worm pipefish)
Lineage: Eukaryota; Metazoa; Chordata; Actinopteri; Syngnathiformes; Syngnathidae
Source: RefSeq, a predicted model, not a curated record